GCACGUUGAGAAGAGUCGGUUUGUUCCUCGGAGUCGGCAUAGCAGUACCGUUGCGAGAACUUUCUCUGGACGUCACCCGUCUUUUUCGGAGCCUUAAGUUAGAAAUCUUCAAGAUGCUCUCGAGAUCAUUUCUGGCCGUAGGCCGUCGAGUCCUUAUGCAGUCCACUCGUACACUGGCUUCGACGAACUGCGGGCGUCUAACCGUGCGCGGAUCCCGGUCUCUCGGACGCCCCGAAUAUGCAAGACUAUUCUCGACGAAAACCAAAGGCGACGAGGAGCUGAGCAACUUCUUGAGCGAGGAGAUCCAGGCUGAGAAGAAGAGCCGGAAACAGAGUAUUCCACCGAAGAUCGACGGUUUCGAAAUCAAAACCGAGAAUGCCAACGUCACGCUCACCAGGAAGUUCAAUGACGAAACCAUCACGAUCGAUUUCAACGUAAACCACACAGUGGAAACUGAUGAUACGGACGACACUCCGGAAAAAGAGCCCUCUGAGGCCAGCCCCAUGAUGUCGAAGCCGAACUUCGACGUGUUGAUUGAGAAAGGCGGCCAGAAACUCAUGCUUUCGUGCACCUUCGGUGUGGAGCCGCAGGGGGACCAAGACGAUUACGAUGACUUGUUCCAAAUCGUCGAGUUCAGCAUGUACACCGGCGAGGAGCUCGAUGACAGCGACUACUCGGUCUCGGGCGAUAUCAUGGACGCUCAACUGUACGAUCUUCUCAUGAACUUGCUCGAGGAACGUGGCGUGACGAAUGAGUUCGCCGAACAGCUGAUAGACUUCAGCACGAGCUACGAACAUGGACAAUAUAUCGGACUCCUCGAGAAAUUGAAGGGCUUCGUGUUGCACUAACCGAGUUCCUAGACGACAUAUGAGCAUUCUCGCAGAGGAGAUCACUGUAGAAUUUUGCCUGUAGUUUCCCGAUCAAUGUGUUCUCACAGUUCAUGAUCAGCUACCUAAGGGUCUCUCCGUGGAAAUUUGUACAAUAUCAAUAAAUCGUGCGAAAGGA
Galendromus occidentalis (western predatory mite) is the source of this 1005-nucleotide messenger RNA. RefSeq names its product complement C1q binding protein P32 (gene P32). The record is from RefSeq and is a predicted model, not a curated record. Gene Ontology annotation, cellular component: mitochondrial matrix. NCBI's taxonomy places the organism in Eukaryota, Metazoa, Arthropoda, Arachnida, Mesostigmata, Phytoseiidae. Gene Ontology annotation, biological process: cytosolic ribosome assembly. Bases 114 to 848 code for a protein of 244 amino acids. The transcript is spliced from 3 exons.